Anguilla rostrata (American eel) is the source of this 1972-nucleotide messenger RNA. It is a transcript of the gene pole2, whose product is annotated as polymerase (DNA directed), epsilon 2. The coding region runs from base 81 to 1664 and encodes 527 amino acids. Gene Ontology annotation, biological process: DNA-templated DNA replication; error-prone translesion synthesis. Gene Ontology annotation, molecular function: DNA binding. Gene Ontology annotation, cellular component: epsilon DNA polymerase complex. The record is from RefSeq and is a predicted model, not a curated record. Lineage: Eukaryota; Metazoa; Chordata; Actinopteri; Anguilliformes; Anguillidae. The transcript has 19 exons.
GCAUAGUCUCCUUUAGAGUUACCGAGGGACGUCAGUUGUGAAUGAAGCGGAAGUGCAAAAUUUAGCGCGAACUGUUGAAGAUGGAGAUUCGCAAAGUCAAGACAAAAGUGUCUGCUGGCUUCAAAAUGCGGGGACUUAUGCUUAGACCUGAAGCCAGCAAGUAUCUGGUGGAGGUAUUGGAGUCUGUCAGUGCAGUGGAGCUGGAUGAUGCUAUCGAGAAAGUACUGGAUGCAGUGGAGAAACAGCCUUUGUCCUCUAGUAUGAUUGAGCUGUCAGUGGUGGAAACGGCUGUUCAGGAGUGCAGCCAGUCAUGUGAUGAAACCAUCGACAAUGUCUUUAACAUUAUUGGGGCGUUUGAUGUGCCAAGAUACAUCUACAGCACCGAGAGGAAAAAAUUUAUGCCAAUUGCCAUGACUAAUCACCCCACCCCAAGUCUCUGUGGUACAGCCAGAGAUAAGGCAGAGCUCUUCAGGGAACGCUACACCAUCCUCCAGCAGCGAACGCACAGACAUGAGCUCUUCACACCGCCUGUGAUUGGAUCGGCACAAGAGGAAGGCCGGAACAAAUUUCAGUUGAAGACGGUGGAAGCUCUGCUUGGAAGCACGGCAAAGCUUGGGGAGGUAAUUGUACUGGGGAUGGUAACGCAGCUUAAAGAGGGCAAAUUCUACUUGGAGGACCCCAGUGGCUCCGUGCAACUUAACAUGUCCAAAGCACAGUUCCACAGCGGUUUGUACACGGAGUCCUGCUUUGUUCUGGCAGAAGGCUGGUAUGAGGAUUCCAUUUUCCACGUCAAUGCCUUUGGGUUCCCUCCCGUCGAACCCUCCUCCACUACCAGGGCCUAUUACGGGGACAUAAACUUCUUUGGUGGCCCCUCAUCCACUUCAGUGAAGGCUUCAGCAAAGUUGAGGCAGCUGGAAGAGGAGAAUGAGGAUGCCAUGUUCAUUUUUGUCUCGGACGUGUGGCUGGACAGUGUGGAGGUUCUGGAGAAAAUUCAAACAAUGUUUUCAGGAUACUCAGCUAUGCCUCCCACCUGCUUCAUCUUCUGCGGGAACUUCUCCUCUGCUCCCUAUGGCAAAAACCAGGUUAAAUCCCUCAAAGAGUCUCUGAAGGUGCUAGCAGAUCUGAUAUGCGAACAUCCCAACAUCCAUAGCAGUAGCCGGUUUGUGUUCGUCCCUGGCCCAGAAGACCCGGGCCCCAGCACAAUCUUACCCAGACCUCCCCUGGCUGAUUACAUCACUGACGAAUUCAGACAAAGAGUGCCAUUCUCUGUGUUUACCACCAACCCAUGCAGGAUCCAGUACUGCAGUCAGGAGAUUGUGGUGAUCAGGGAAGAUCUGGUGAACAAAAUGUGCCGGAAUUGUGUGCGCCUGCCCAGUGGAAAUCUGGAUAUUCCUAACCAUUUUGUAAAGACCAUCUUGUCCCAGGGUCACCUCACCCCCCUGCCAUUGUACGUCAGCCCGGUUUUCUGGGCCUAUGACUAUGCCUUGAGGGUGUACCCCGUGCCCGACGUUGUCGUGUUUGCAGACAAAUAUGACCCCUUCAACAUUUCCAGCACUGACUGCCUCUGCAUUAACCCGGGUUCCUUCCCAAGAAGUGGGUUUACUUUCAAGGUGUACUACCCUUCUAACCGGACAGUUGAGGACAGCAAACUUCAAGGUCUAUAAGUGAACCAAGAUUGGAGAUUAACUUUCUACAUUCGAUAAGCCACCUACUCUUGCUUGGAGGCUGUGCAGUUAUUGUGUGAAAAUGUGCAUGUUGAAAAAUGUCAUAGAAUCCCAUUGAAUUUUGAUCUUCUUUUCUUGUACUUAUUAUAUACUUUUGUUUUUGCGGAAUAAAAUAUAAAAUUAUUUAAGCUGCUAAAAGGUAAUUCUGUUUUAACCAUUUUACUUUUUUAUGGAAAGCAAAUGUGACAGAUAAUAAAACGUUUAAUGUGUUUUCAUAAUAAAAUAAUGUUUGUGUUCCUCAUUGAGAA